AUUUAAUUGAAACAACUGUCAUCCCAAAUCAAUAAAACAUUUAAACUAAUUAUUUAUGCACUGAUGCAUGUAAAAAGAGCAAUUUGGCUUAAAUAGUAAAGAAAAAUUUGCAUUGCAACCAUGCCUUGUGAAAUGAUAACCCUCCAACUCGGCCAAUGCGGCAAUCAAAUCGGUUUUGAGUUCUGGAAGCGAUUAUGUGCCGAACAUGGAAUAAAUCCAGAAGGAAUUCUAGAAGAUUAUGCUACAGAAAGUAUAGACCGUAAAGAUGUGUUUUUCUACCAGGCUGACGACGAGCACUACAUACCCAGGGCCGUAUUACUAGAUUUAGAACCCAGGGUGAUUAAUACUAUACUAAAUUCGCCUUAUUCGAAGUUGUAUAACCAAGAGAAUGUGUUUUUAUCGAAAAACGGUGGCGGUGCAGGUAACAACUGGGCUUCCGGUUUUUCGCAAGGAGAAAAGCUCAGUGAGGAAAUUUUUGAUAUUAUCGAUAGAGAAGCUGAAGGUUCUGACAGUUUAGAAGGUUUUGUAUUAUGCCAUUCCAUUGCUGGUGGAACUGGAUCAGGAAUGGGCUCGAAUAUACUCGAAAAAUUGUCAGACAGGUUCCCAAAAAAGUUGGUUCAAACAUACAGUGUGUUCCCCAAUUUGGAUGAAAUCAGUGAUGUGGUUGUGCAGCCUUACAAUUCAUUGCUGACUUUAAAGAGAUUGACGGAAUCUGCUGAUUCUGUAGUGGUUUUGGAUAAUACAGCUUUGAAUGGGAUCGCUGCUGAUCGCUUGAAAAUUCAGAAUCCCACUUUUACUCAGAUCAACAGCUUGGUCAGUACGAUUAUGUCCGUUUCUACAACGACUUUGAGGUACCCAUCCUACAUGAACAAUGAUCUAAUGGAGUUACUGGGUCCUCUCAUUCCCACUCCCAGGUUACAUUUCUUGAUGACUGGUUAUACUCCCCUAUCUACAGAUACCGAUGAAGCCAGUGUAAGAAAAACCACGGUCUUAGACGUCAUGCGAAGAUUAUUACAACCCAAAAACAUGAUGGUGUCUACUGCGCAAGACAGGAGCUCGCAACAUUGCUUCAUUUCCAUCCUCAACAUCAUCCAGGGCGAGGUCGAUCCCACUCAAGUGCACAAAUCCUUGCAAAGGAUCAGAGAGAAGAAGUUGGCCCAAUUUAUCCCUUGGGGUCCGGCUAGCAUCCAAGUGGCUCUGUCUCGCAAAUCGCCCUAUAUACAGUCGGCGCAUAGGGUUUCUGGGCUCAUGUUGGCCAAUCAUACCAAUAUUAGUUCGCUAUUCGAUAGGGCUUUGAUUCAGUACGACAAAUUGAGAAAGCGCGAGGCAUUUUUGGAUCAAUUCAGAAAGGAGGAUAUGUUCAAGGAUAAUUUGUACGAGUUGGAUUCUAGCAGAGAGGUCGUUCAAGAUUUGGUUGACGAGUACGUGGCUGCUACCAAAGACGAUUAUUGUUUGUGGGAGAAAUAAAUAUUUUUUUUCAUUUUGUUAAAGACUGGACCGAUCGUUGCCAUACAGUUAUCUCUUUCCUUUGCAAGGGUGAUUUCAUUUUGGAAAUUAAAUUGUGUUACUCAAAUAUAUCAACUUGCCUUCUUUUUGUAAUUUAUUUGAUAUUUUUCCUUCUUGAAUUAAAUGUUUCCUUUUUUUAACGCUCUCCCCAUUUUGAAUUCUUUUGUUUUGACGUCUUAGUUUCGAUGGAUUUAAUGGAUUUUUUGCGUAUCUAUAAGUAAUCUCAUUAAUUGUGCCAGUGAAAUUAGUAAUAUUAAUUUAAUAUAUUUUCUCGAAUACAUACUUAGCGCCAUAAUAUAUUUAAUGUGUAUAUAAAUUAGAAAUGUGGAAUCGAUGGUUCUGUUUGUUUGAAUAUUAUGUAGUAAAAUAUUUGGUGUAAAAGAUAAAAAAUGUUAUUAUCUGAAGAAGAUUUUAUGGUUUUGUGUAUAUAGGGUGUCUCUAAAUAUCAUGUUAAUAUUGAAGGAGGUAAUUUCUUCAUUUUAUAUAAACAUUUACUCUAAAUUGAUUUUUUGUUAAAAAAUGCUCUUCGGAACUGCACUUGAUAAUUUUAAUGUAAUGUAAUUUAAAUUAUUCAGAUUUAGUAUAAUUAAAAAUAGGUUUAGACCGGUUAAAGGAUAAAUGAGUUAGCUAGAAUUGAUAUGAAACGUUUCAACUAUAAAAAAAAAAUACAGAAACGUAUCACUCCAUAAAAAAAUAACCAUAAAAGUUUAUACAAAUAAAUAUCAUAUCACCGUUUUUGGUAUUUAGGAAAUAUUUUUAUAUGUUACCCGUUAUACAUUUGAGGAAUCCUAAAUGUUUUGAUGUUAGCAGAACCUACACCGUCUAACACCGUACAGCUUUGAGUAGAAAUUAUGUAUAUUUGUGAUCCUAUCUAGUAAAUUAGACCAGAAAAUUACCUCCUUCAAUAUUGACAUGGCAUUUAGCAACACCCUAUAUUUUGAAUUAUUGAACCAUUGACUCAACAAACUAACUGGAUUUGUAAUCUAUAUAUUAUAUGUUACCUUUGAAUUAAUAUUAAAGUAUCUUUUUUAA
Molecule: messenger RNA, 2538 nt
Organism: Psylliodes chrysocephalus
Lineage: Eukaryota; Metazoa; Arthropoda; Insecta; Coleoptera; Chrysomelidae
Source: the annotation of a GenBank genome assembly